Trematosphaeria pertusa is the source of this 2214-nucleotide messenger RNA. Its product is annotated as MFS general substrate transporter. NCBI's taxonomy places the organism in Eukaryota, Fungi, Ascomycota, Dothideomycetes, Pleosporales, Trematosphaeriaceae. The coding region runs from base 313 to 2067 and encodes 584 amino acids. Gene Ontology annotation, biological process: transmembrane transport. Gene Ontology annotation, cellular component: membrane. The record is from RefSeq and is a predicted model, not a curated record. Gene Ontology annotation, molecular function: transmembrane transporter activity. The transcript has 4 exons.
UUGAUAUCCAGUUUCCCGAACAUGGCCCUUUCCGGUAAGGCUCGAUGAUUCAGUGAUGAAUCCCCAACGUUGACCACCCCGGAACCGUCCUCCGUGCGCCAGGCAUGAUCUAGGCUUCUGAGCGGACAAGGAUGAUGCUCUGUGGGAUGUCCUUGUCUGGGGUCGUAUCCGGAGUGCGGGGAGUUGGGUCCAAGUGACUUAGUCUCCCCAAAAGUCAAUCAUUUAAAGGACGAUCUACUGAACUUUCUCUCAAGUUCGCUGCUUCUCUUCUUCCUAUCUCUUUGAUACGCGUACCUUCCGGGCUCCUGCAUCAUGGCUGUCGAGGAAGUCACUCACGAUAGCACCGCCCGCUCCAUGUCACUGGAGAAAACCGACAUCGAAAAGGUCGAAGUCAUUCCUGGCUCCCCUCCACCAACCGUCCCACAAAACAGCGAUGGCGAAUCAGUCGAUAUCACCUGGAAGACGUGGUUCGUCAUUUUCAUCCUUUCUUCCACUUUCGGUUUGUCCUUUUGGCCCGUUCCUACAACCGCGGCCCUGCAAUCCAAGCUCUCCGUCAUAUUCAACAACCCGACGUCCAUGGCCUGGUAUGUACCUGCUUAUACAACGGGCAACUCGAUCGGCUUCCUGCUCGCAGGCGCAAACUCGGAUCUGUUUGGGAGACGGCUAUUCCUGUUGUUUGGAAAUGCGUGCUGUUGCAUAGGAUUCAUUAUCACCGCAACGGCAACGGGCGCGAGCCAGUUUACGGCGGGUCUAGCGAUUACUGGGUUCGGAGGAGGUUUCUGUCAAAUGGCCAUGUGCUCAAUUCCCGAAUUGCUCCCAAACAAAUACCGCCACAUUGGUGUCUGCAUCUCUGAUGGAUUCGUCUUCGUGAUCGUUAUCAUCGGCCCUAUCGUUGGACGAUAUGCUAUCGACAGUGGCGGGUAUAAGUACAUCUACUGGGGCGGGUUCAUCGCGCAAUUCAUCUCGCUCGCCGCCAUCUGGGCUUUCUACAAGCCACCCAAACACCCAAAGGGUAUCCCCUGGCACGAAGCCUGGCGAGGCCUGGAUUAUGUCGGCACUGCUGUGGUAGUCCCGGGUAUCUGCUUGACGCUCGUUGGCAUCAUCAACACGACGUAUAAGCCCAGUUCUGAUGCCACCGUCGUUGCGCCGUUGGUAGUGGGACUUGUGCUCAUUGCGAUCUUCGGCGUCUGGGAAACCGUGUCAAAUACGCCGUACAAGCUCUGUCCGCCUCAUCUUUUUCGCAGCCACAACGGAAGGGAGUUCACGGCUCCAUUUAUUGUUGCUUUUAUCGUCACGAUGUUUUACUACAGUGUUAACAUCAUUUGGCCAACAAUGGUCAACGUAUUCUACCUUACGGCAACGACCUCGCGCGGCACCGAGCUCCUUCUUACACUCCCACCCAACGUAGGGCUUGUCGCCGGCGCCCUCCUGCUGAUCGCGUUCGGCAACCUGGUCGGCCACUGGAAGUGGACGCUCAUCGUCUCCUGGACUGGAAUGACGCUCUUCGGCGCGCUCAUGGGUCUCUGCACUCCCUUCAAUAAGGGCGUCAUGAUCGCAUUUUGCUGCAUCAAUGCCACCUUCUUCGGCUGGGCGCAAUACGAAUCCGUGGCAUUCACCCAACUGGGCGUCCCCCAACAAGACCUUGGGUUCUCGGGCGGUCUCGCAGGCAUGGCGCGCUACGCAGGCGGUUCUCUCGCCCAAGCCAUUUACACCACCAUCCUUACCAACACGCAAACCCGCCGUGUAGCUUCCACGCUACCCACCGCAGCCGUCGCGGCUGGCAUGACGCCCGAAAACGCACAAAAGCUGCUCGCAGCAUUCCCUCUCGGUGCUUCAGCGAUAGCAGCUGUGCCAGGGACUACAGCAGAAGCCUUGGCUGCUGCAGCGCUGGCUUUCCAGUGGAGCUAUGCGCAUGCGUUGAAGAUCGUUGCGCUGAGCAGUUUGAGCUUUGGGUUGGUGGGCUUGAUUUGCGUGUUCUGGUGCGAGGAUGUAGGACCGAAGAUGACGAACAAGACGGAGGUAUUCUUGGAGAAUGAUGUUAAUGCAGAGAAGAACGUGUUCCAUUAACGGCCCGGUAGGGGCAUCGAUGGAAGGCCCUCCAUUCUUCGUCUUAUGGCCAAGGAGCACCAGUUUAGUAUGCAGACUCAGGAAACGUUUUGAAACAUAGUACGAGCAUGUGCCUCCCUUCACCUUAUCUUAGGGGCGCUUCUUUGG